AGCAAAAAGAAUACUGACAUCGGUUGAGAAUUGACCUUCAGCACCCCACAGAGCACGGUAGAAUUUUAGUUGAGGUACAGGCAUUUUCUUUUCGAGCACUUCAUGGCAAUGAACUAUCCUAGUGUAAAAGAUGGUACAUGGCAAAAUUUACCAAUCGGUGAACAUGUGCGGAAUCUAGAGCUACACUUAAAAGAGUUCAUGGCAUACAACCCCGUACAUGUGAAUGUUCAAGGAGGGCAAGAUUUAUGAUUAAUUAAGGAGAAUGAGGAAUUUUUUCAAAAAGCAUUGAAAGUACAGGCUAAGUAUCCUUAAGUGACAUCAUCACAUGUAAAGGAGUCAUCUUCAAGUGAAUACUAGUUUUCUGCUAUAAUUAUUUCCUACAGGCAAUGGGGAACACCUUGUUUGAGGACUAGGUUAUUUGUUUUUCCAAAAUAUUCAAGUAUACGUGGAGAAGAAUUGCUCGAGUUCUAAUCUCAAUCGUUUUUCUCAGAAAGUCUAAAAUAAUAUAUGUUCUGAUUCUGAUUGUUAGUUGAAAAAUCGAUGCACAAGUUUCAGCAAUCGAUGCUCGACUAUCAAAUGCACGUAUUUUCAAUGUUACUAAACUUUAUCAAUCGAUUCCAUUUCCUGAAACGAAAGAAGAACAAAUCGAGACCGAAAUACACGUGGAGGUUCGUGAAAAUCUAGUUUUUUCUAAAAACAUCAUUUGUAUCUGUCGAAUUAUAAUAAUCAACAGCAUUCGGAGUUACUGUAUCUCAUAAAGAUACGAAAAAACAUUGGAAGCAGUAGAAAAUAUAACACCAGUACAAAAAAUCUUGGAAGAAGCGGCCAGUGUCGAAGCGGAAGGAAAAACGAACGAUCAAACGUCGGUAGAAAUCGUGAAGAAAAAAGUCAAUUCACAAGAUCAACUCAUCGAAGUCAAAGCUACUUUUGAACUUCCACGAAUUAAUCUACUCAUCGAAGAAUCUUUAACGAAUUUGUCCAAUGAUACUCAACCAUUUGUUCGUAUGUCAAUCUUCUCAAUAGUUGCUCGAGCAACAAUUAAAACAUACGAUAUCGAUUUCGAUAUAUCUAUUGCUGAUUUGACCGUUAUUCAUGAACAAUUUAUUACUAAAACGAAUGCUCGACUUCGUCUCAUUGCUGUUGAACAUCAUCGCGAUCGUGUAAAUGAUCCAUUUAUUAGUAUUCAUGGUUUGUUAACAUCAUCUGUCAAUCCAUUACUUGCCUCGACUCCUUACAAUGGAAUUGAAAAUCAAGUAAAGGUACAUAUUGGCAAACCUGUCCUAAUGUUACAAUUAGAACCACUUCUAACCAUUGUUCGAUUUAAAAAUGAUCUUAUGGAUAAAAUAUCUAAAGAACAACAUCGUAUAUCGAACAAACGAAUGGGAAAUAAACGAGUUCCAUCGAAAAAACCGAAUCCGAAAUAUGUUGUUAAGAAGGAUCCACUAUCAGUGAUGCCAACAUUUCAAAUCGAUGCUGAUCUCGAUGGAUUACGUGCAAUUAUUGAAUCAGAAUUUGCUCAAAUACUUGAUAUUCACAUCCAAGAUCUUCAUAAAACACUCGAUGAAGUCGAUUGUGAUGUUAAAGUGCAAUUGACCAAAGUGAGCAUGGUCCUUCUCUACAAACAUAUGGACCUCAUUUUGAGCAUGAUCAAUGUAUUUCAAACGAAAAAACCUCAACAUGAUGUUCCUUCGAAUCAGACAAGUACCGUUUCUGAUACUAUAGAAAAAUUCCAAAGACAAGCACGAAAACUUCGUCUCGAUGUCACAAUCAAUGCAUCGAGUAUAUUCGUUCCGACAAGUUCCUAUUCGAGCGAAGGACUUUUUCUUGAUUUGGGUCAAUUGACAAUUCAAACGCAUUUUAUCGAUGAUCCAAAUCGAUUAUUUGUCGAGCAACAAAUAAUAACUAUCAAUAAUUUAUUUGGACGACGAGUUAAGCUAAAUAACAACAAUGAAAUUCUCGGUGAUAUCAGUGUACUCGAAUGUUCCGAACUUCGUACAUUAAUUGAACGUCUCUUAUAUCCGGAAAAGAUUCAAAAUGAAUCACAAAUUACAAUUCAACUCAAUUGGGAUACUAUUCAAUUUAUAUUAGCAAAAGAUGAUUAUGCAUACAUCUGUUUUGAUGCUCUAAUCAAGAAAAUUGCUUUAACAUUGUAUCUCGGCGAAUCGAACAUAAUUACAGAACAUGUAUCACGUAAUGAGAAUUUGAAAUUUGUUGAUUUACAAUUUGAAAUGCUCAAAGCCCACUUUCAACAAUUGUGCGAUUCGAGUUACAAUGGCAGUGUACAAAUUCAAGAACUCGUCUUGGACGAUCUACGUGAAACAAAUCGAUCCGAUAGUAUUACACGUAUGAUCAAUCGAAAUUUCAAUGUCGAUCCGAAUAUACUAAUAUUUACUGUUAAUAUCGAAUUCAAACCAAAGAAAGAAGAACGUUCUAUGGGUAUUCGACAAGUCAAUGGUCAAUUGGAAAGUUUUUAUAUUUGUAUCAGUGCGGAUUGUUUGAUGGCAUUACAAGACUUUUUUGUCUCAAGCUUGUCAUCAAUCGACGAGAUCAAACCGCGUCCAUCACUAAUAUAUUCCAAAACAUUGUCUGAUAUUGAUCAUGAUCUUCCAUUGCUAGCCAAACUCAUAUUAGCAUAUCAUCGAUCGUCUGAAACAGACAAUGAGACAUCAGAAUCUACGUCAUCCUCUCCUCGGAGAACGUCGAAUGCUUCCUAUAAUGAAGAGAAACAAGAAAUGUUGGAACAGAAAGAUAUUUUAGAAGAAAUAACUGGUGCUCUUUCACAUAAGAAAGCGGCUAUUGAAGAAGCAAAUAAACAGAAGGAAAAAGACAAGAAAAUUCAUAUGAAAAAAAUUCUUACUCAAGAACUUAUCAUCAAUUUGAAAAUAAUCGAAGUUAAACUUGAACUUGGCUCAGGUUCAUCGACGAAACCGAUAAUUGCCAUGUGUUUCUCGGAUCUAUUAGUCGAAGUGAAAAAUUGGUCCACUAAUAUAAAUAUUUUUUCGAAGAUUUAUGUUGAACUAGCUUUAUUCAAUGAUAAUUUACUCGCAUGGCAACCACUGAUUGAACCAGUGAUCAAUGAAAAGGGUAAAGUUGUCGGUCCAUGGUGCAUUACAUGUUCGACAUCAAAUGAUGAAGACGAAGAAGAAGAGAAUGAUAAAGAGGUAAAUAAUAGUAUGAAGAUAUUGCAUUUUGAUUAA
This is a messenger RNA of Didymodactylos carnosus, 3197 nucleotides long. NCBI's taxonomy places the organism in Eukaryota, Metazoa, Rotifera, Eurotatoria, Philodinida, Philodinidae. The record is from the annotation of a GenBank genome assembly.